AUGGUUGACGCAUUCAGGAUGAGCGACCUCGGCCUGCUUCGCUACUAUCUUGGCAUUGAAGUCAGGUAGAGCAUGGGGGGCACCUCGAUCAGCCAAGGAGCCUACGCUGCCAAGAUUCUGGAGAGGAGCGGCAUGGUAGGGUGCAAUCCCUAUCAAGUACCAAUGGCAACACGUCUUAAAUUGAGCAAGAGGAGCACGGAGCCGCUGGUGGAUGCAACAGCAUGUAGAAGCAUUGUGGGGAGUCUCAGGUACCUGGUCAAUACAAAGGAUCACUUGGCCGCUGUGAAGCAAAUUCUUUGUUAUGUGGCAGAAACCAAGAACUGA
Spirodela intermedia is the source of this 324-nucleotide messenger RNA. Lineage: Eukaryota; Viridiplantae; Streptophyta; Magnoliopsida; Alismatales; Araceae. The record is from the annotation of a GenBank genome assembly.